GAUUACAAGAGGAUGGGAAAGAGACAAGCUUCCGCUCACCCUUUCCGUGCUCUAGGGUUUCCGGUUCGGGCUUCUUCCCUGUAGAUUCGAAGAAGAAGAGGGCGAAAUUGACGACGAAGUUAUGUGGGCAGCCUCGUGCCUCGCCUCUUGUUGCGCGUCCUGCGCUUGCGAGGCGUGCCGCUCGGUCGCCGGCAGCAUCAGCCGCCGCUCCGCUCGCAUCGCCUACUGCGGCCUCUUCGCCUUGUCCCUCGUCAUCUCGUGGAUCCUACGCGAGGUGGCCGCUCCUCUCAUGGAGUCCCUACCGUGGAUUAAUCACUUCCAGAAGAUGCCCGAUAGGGAAUGGUUUGAGACCAGCGCCGUUCUUCGCGUCAGCUUGGGGAAUUUCCUGUUUUUCACGAUUCUAGCUGUUCUUAUGAUUGGUAUAAAGAAUCAGAAGGAUCCGCGCGAUCGUCUGCACCAUGGUGGUUGGAUGGCGAAGAUUGUCUGCUGGUGUGUUGUGGUCUUUCUUAUGUUCUUCGUCCCCAAUGGCGUCGUCAGCUUCUAUGAGUCAAUAUCAAAAUUUGGUUCUGGAUUGUUUCUCCUGGUUCAAGUAAUUCUCUUGCUUGACUUUGUACAUGCUUGGAAUGAAAAUUGGGUCUCAAAGGACGAGCAGUUCUGGUACAUGGCUUUGUUAAUUGUCUCAAUGGUUUGCUACUUAGCAACAUUCACCUUUGCCGGGGUGCUCUUUCACUGGUUUACUCCAUCAGGACUUGACUGUGGACUCAAUACCUUUUUCAUUGUUCUUACGUUGAUUCUAGUGUUCGUUUUUGCUACAAUUGCAUUGCAUCCAAAGGUAAAUGGAAGCCUGCUGCCAGCAUCAGUUAUUUCACUUUACUGCACUUACCUCUGUUACAGUGGGCUUUCAAGUGAACCGAGGGAUUAUGAGUGCAAUGGCCUUCACAACCAUUCAAAAGCCAUUUCGACUGGAAGUCUCACUCUAGGAUUGUUUACGACUGUGCUCUCAGUUGUCUACUCCGCCGUUCGCGCUGGCUCCUCGACAACCUUUGUAUCAUCCCCAAGUUCACCUCGUGCCGGGUCCGAGAAACCAUUGCUCCCGUUUGACAAGCUGGACGAACAGAAAGACGAGAAGAAGGAUGAAUCAAAACCAGUUUCUUACUCAUAUACCUUCUUCCACCUCAUCUUCUCUCUCGCAAGCAUGUACUCAGCCAUGCUCCUGACUGGCUGGUCGACCUCGGUCGGAGAAAGCGGAAAGCUCGUCGACGUCGGGUGGCCUUCUGUGUGGGUUAGGAUUGCCACUGGGUGGGCAACCGCGGGUCUCUUCAUCUGGUCCCUUAUUGCUCCUCUCAUAUUCCCGGACAGAGAGUUCUGAUUACGUCGAGGAAGAAGAGCCUCGUGUGACCUAUAUCAAGAUGUUGUGGUGCGUUUACUUACGACUCUAUGAUGGCGCUUUGAGUAUUUGGAUUAUUAUAAAUGAUAUGAUGGCAAUGCCAGUCUGAGCUUCUAAUUAAUCUAUGGAAAUAAUCUAUGGACAUGAUGUGUUAUCAAGUAUGAAAGAUGGUCUACUUUGGUGUAAA
This is a messenger RNA of Zingiber officinale, 1574 nucleotides long. Its product is annotated as probable serine incorporator. The record is from RefSeq and is a predicted model, not a curated record. Gene Ontology annotation, cellular component: membrane. Bases 122 to 1369 code for a protein of 415 amino acids. The transcript is spliced from 6 exons. NCBI's taxonomy places the organism in Eukaryota, Viridiplantae, Streptophyta, Magnoliopsida, Zingiberales, Zingiberaceae.